UUGCAGCUAUUCUUCCGUCAAGUGAAUCCUUUAUCUGUAUCGGCGAAGGCUGCUCUAGCUGAUGUCAAACGCAGGCAUAAUGAGAUUGUCGAGUUGGAGAAGAGCAUACAGACAAUGCAAGAAAUUUUUGUCGACUUGCAAAAUCUCACAGAAAUACAGGUCCAUCUCGUAAAGUUUAACGAAAUGGUAGACAACAUUGCACAAAAUAUUGAGACCACUAAGGAUCACGUGGAACAAGGUGCUCGAAAUGUAAAGCUUGGAUUAGAGUACAAGAAGAGCGCAACGCGAAAGAAGAUAUUGCUCGCAUUGGUAAUCAUCAUAAUUCUUCUCAUCGUGGUUGCAAUCAUAUUGGCGGUCUUCCUUUCGAACCGCAAAUAA
Molecule: messenger RNA, 378 nt
Organism: Cylicostephanus goldi
Lineage: Eukaryota; Metazoa; Nematoda; Chromadorea; Rhabditida; Strongylidae
Source: the annotation of a GenBank genome assembly